Molecule: messenger RNA, 1863 nt
Organism: Oryctolagus cuniculus (rabbit)
Lineage: Eukaryota; Metazoa; Chordata; Mammalia; Lagomorpha; Leporidae
Source: RefSeq, a predicted model, not a curated record
UUUGUGAUGACAGUUUAUCUCUCAACCAUCUUCUAGGCUUUGAAAUCGACAGAGCAAGUAAGAAUAAAAGAUGGUGGCUUUUUCAGAUCACUUCAAACAGUGUGGUUGCGUGUAACCAUCAUGGACUACCGAACAGAGUGAAAUUGAUCUCAUCAGCCCGAAUCUCAGCAAGGUGCCGCACUGAGCCGUAAGUAACUUCUGCCUCUCCUUCAGCUGCUGAGGUCAGGGCAGGAUGGACCCCGUAGUGCUGAGCUACAUGGACAGCCUGCUGCGGCAGUCAGACGUGUCACUGCUGGACCCCCCAAGCUGGCUCAACGACCACGUUAUUGGAUUCGCCUUCGAGUACUUUGCCAACUGUCAGUUCCGUGACUGCUCCGACCACGUCUCCUUCAUCAGCCCUGAAGUCACCCAGUUCAUCAAGUGCACCAGCGACCCAGCCGAGGUCGCCUUGUUCCUGGAACCCCUGGGCCUCCCCAACAAAAGGGUUGUGUUCUUAGCCAUCAACGAUAACUCCAACCAGGCAGCGGGGGGAACCCACUGGAGCUUGUUGGUUUAUCUCCAAGAUAAAAAUAGCUUUCUGCAUUAUGAUUCCCACAGCAGGAGCAACUCAGUCCACGCAAAGCAGGUGGCGGAGAAACUGCAGGCUUUCUUAGGCAGACACGGAGACAGCCCGGCCUUUGUGGAGGAGAAAGCCCCCGCCCAGCAGAACAGCUACGACUGUGGGAUGUAUGUGAUAUGUAAUGCUGAGGCCUUGUGCCACGGCUUCUUUGGCCAGCAGCCAGAGCCUCUGCUGCAGCUGCUCACCCCCACAUACAUCACAAAGAAGAGGGCGGAAUGGAAAGAGCUCAUCGCCAGACUUGCUAAAAAUUAGCUCAUGACGAGUAUCUGUGACAGGAGCCUCCUCCUCCUGCCUCCCCCGUGUGUCAGACGGCUGCAGUCUCCAUGCCUGAGGGAGGAGGCCCGGCGGGGGCACCGUGACCUCUUCCUGCCGGAGAGUGGGCAUCCCCCGCUUAUCUGAUGGAGGUUUUACUUAAACCUGACUUGAGAGCAGUAUGUGCUGUGAGUUAUGCACCAGAACCUUAACACCAGCUUAUCUUAGCAUUUAUUACACACAAAGUGCAAGGAAAACUUUUCUUACUGGUAUAAAAUUAAUCCCUGAGGUCUCCCUUACCUACAUGGGCUUAUCCAAAAAAAAGGCAGUGAUCUGUAAAACAAAUCAGGAAUACAUGAAGUCUGGAGGAGUGAGAGAAGAAAGCCAUUUGGAAGAGCCAAAAAGCUGUUGCACCACAGCCUGCGUAAUUUACAAACUCCACUGGCCAGAAGCAGAUCACAGCCUGACCUCCGACCUCUGACCUCACCCCAGACCAGAUAUUACAAGAGUCAGUGAUCAGGUCUGUGAUCUCUUCCAUUCACCGCGCAAAGGCUUUCCCUUUGCAAAUAUUUGAUAAAAACGGUGUUGGCCCAUCUCCCUCUGUCUGGUUCCUGGAAUGCUUUAAGGACACACGGGAGGUCUUGAAUAACUGCAUACAAUGAAUGGCUGUGGUGGCCUCUCAGUGUGCUCAGCGCCUGGCCGACCGGCCCCCCCUCGUUGCUGGCCCCAGCCCUGGCUGUGGGCCACGCACGCUCCCUCCUGACGUCGAGUCCUCUGGCUCUAAAAUUCAUAGCUGGUAACUUCCCAGGUGUGCCUGUCGUUUCAAACACUCGCUGGUAGUUACAGUUUUUCCUCUCAAUCCUUAACCUGGCACAGCUGUUCUCGGUUCAGUCACGGUGGUUUCAGGACUAUUAGUGCAUCUGAAACUCGGACAUGAUUUGUUUUUGAAAUACAAAAGAAGAAAAGGGACCUUUCUCAACCCUUUCACUUAA